Messenger RNA from Symbiodinium pilosum, 705 nucleotides. Lineage: Eukaryota; Dinophyceae; Suessiales; Symbiodiniaceae. The record is from the annotation of a GenBank genome assembly.
AUGCGUCGGCAUCGCAGUGCCUCACCUGGCACAGCACCAGGUGUGGUGACCUCAGGUGCUCGGGGAGAAGUAUGGCGCGCUGUGGCCCUCCAGGCACAUUUGCUCGGCAAAGACUCUCGUCCGCAAGCUCGAAGCGCUUCCGCUCGGCGACGCCAGGACAGCCCGCAAUUCGGCGCAGCACAGCCUUCCAGGAGCGCGCCAUGCCCUGGAUUUCGACAUGCAGAGCUUGACUAUGAUGAGAAGCUCAAGCGACACGAGGCCUCGCUCACCCUAGCGCAGCGCCUUGGUUUAGUGGCGAAGCCCUCGCAGCCUUUGACAGCUGAGCAGUGGGAGAAGGUGAAGCAUGCCUCUGACUCCCGCCAAGAUAGCGAAGUUCCCUGUAGCAUCUGCCUGGAUGAUUUUCGAACCAGGCCCCAGGUGAUCCUUAGUUGCAGUCACGUUUUCCAUGGCGAGUGUUUGCGCAGCUUCGAGCGUUUCUCUGGAAGCCGCUACUGCCCGUUGUGCAGGUGCCCAUACUUUGAUGCAACUAUUCACCACUCCGGACUCAUGGUUUGGCGAAAGAAGUGCGCGAGCAGGAUCCAACGGGCAUGGCGGGGCUACCGCAGUCGGGACCAGCUCUUUCUUCAGUUGCGACAGCCGGAGAUUCGGGCAGAAGCCCCGACCCUGUCCCAACCUCGAAGUUUGGAUGCUGCUAGCAGCUGCUAG